AUGGCUACCGCAGACGAGCUCAAGGCUCAAGGCAACGCGGCCAUUGCCGCCAAGAACUUUGACGAGGCUGUUGACAAGUUCACCCAGGCCAUCGCCAUUGACCCCACCAACCACAUCCUCUACAGCAACCGAUCCGCCGCCUACGCCUCAAAGAAGGACUGGGACCACGCCCUCGAGGAUGCCGAGAAGACUGUCGAGAUCAAGCCCGAUUGGGCCAAGGGCUGGGGCCGCAAGGGCACCGCCCUCUACGGUCAGGGCGACCUUCUCGGCGCUCACGACGCCUACGAGGAGGGUCUCAAGAAGGACCCCAACAACGCCGGACUCAAGAAGGACCUCGCCUCCACAAAGAGGGCCAUGGAGCAGGAGACGGGCGGCCAAGGCGGCGAUAUGAGUGGCGGCCUCGGCAAAAUGUUCUCUGACCCCCAGCUUAUUCAGAAGCUUGCCAGCAACCCCAAGACCAGCGGCCUCCUAGCCGACCCUUCCUUCAUGAUGAAACUCCAGCAGAUUCAGCAGAACCCCGACAGCCCCGACCUGUUCUCCGACCCCCGCAUGCUGCAGGUUCUCGGCGUCCUCAUGGGCGUCGAUAUCCAGACGCGCGACCCCAGCGAGAUGCCCGAGGGUGCCGGCCAGCAGCAGGACACCGAGAUGACCGAUUCCAUGCCUGAGCCUCCGAGGCCGUCAGCGCCAAAGAAGGCUCCCGAGCCUGCCCCGGAACCUGAGGCUGAGCCCGAGGACGAGGAGGCGCAGGAGAAGCGCAAGGCCAAGGAGGCCGCUGACAAGGAGAAGGCGCUCGGCACCGAGAGCUACAAGAAGCGCAGCUUUGACGAGGCCAUCGCGCACUAUACCAAGGCUUGGGAGCUCCACAAGGACAUCACGUACCUGAACAACCUUGGCGCGGCUCACUUCGAAAAGGGCGACUACCAGGCUUGCAUCGACGCGUGCACCAAGGCCGUCGAGGAAGGUCGCGCCAUCUACGCCGACUUCAAGAUCAUCGCCAAGAGCUACGCCCGCAUCGGAACAGCGUACGAGAAGCUGGGCGACCUCGAGCAGGCCGUCACGAACUACAAGAGCUCGUUGACGGAGCACCGCACGCCCGAUGUCGGCCUCAAGCUGCGCAACGCCGAGAAGAACAAGAUUGAGAGCGCACGCCUCGCCUACAUUGACCCCGCCAAGGCUGAAGAGGCCCGCGAGGAUGGCAACAAGAAGUUCAAGGAAAUGGACCUGCCGGGCGCCGUGGCGGCGUACAGCGAGAUGAUCAAGCGCGCGCCCGACGACCCCAGGGGCUACAGCAACCGUGCGGCGGCCUUUGUCAAGCUGCUGGAGUUCCCCAGCGCUCUCGAGGACUGCAACACGGCCAUCAAGAAGGACCCGAAGUUCAUCCGUGCCUACAUUCGCAAGGCUCAGGCCUACUUCGGCAUGCGCAAGUAUUCCGAGUCAGUGGACGCCUGCAGUGAGGCCAAGAUUGUAGACCAGGAGCACCACAACAGCGCGAACUCGCGCGAGAUUGACCAGCAGGAGCAGAAGGCCUUCUCGGCCAUGUACUCCGCUCGCGACAACGAGACGGAGGAGCAGACCAAGGAGCGCCUGGCGAAGGACCCAGAGAUCAUGGGCAUUAUGCAAGAUCCUGUCAUGCAGGCAAUCUUGCAACAGGCGCAGACGAACCCGGCGGCGCUCAACGAGCAUAUGAAGAAUCCCGACGUUCGCUCCAAGGUGCAAAAGCUGGUCGCUGCUGGCGUUAUUCGCGUUGGUCGGUAG
Messenger RNA from Verticillium alfalfae VaMs.102, 1755 nucleotides. Its product is annotated as heat shock protein STI1. The record is from RefSeq and is a predicted model, not a curated record. The transcript has 3 exons. Gene Ontology annotation, molecular function: Hsp90 protein binding. Bases 1 to 1755 code for a protein of 584 amino acids. NCBI's taxonomy places the organism in Eukaryota, Fungi, Ascomycota, Sordariomycetes, Glomerellales, Plectosphaerellaceae.